CACCCACUUCCUUUGAUAUCAGCCAGUCAGCUAGUUUGAAAAUCGAACGCGCGAGUGACUGACGUGUGUUGUGGCCUUAAAAAUACACUUUUUUUUUAAUAUGAACUGAAAAUAGUGGCAAAGGCUUUUAAAAUGACAGCCUUAUUGAAAAAUGUGACGAACUGUAUUUGGCACGCCUUUGAUUCCUUGCAAAAUAAUCAGGUGGUGCACAAGUCCAAACUUAAGGUGUUGACUGCCAAUAUAGGCACUCUGCUGGACUUGUACGGCGUGGAGAAGGGCCUGGACCACUACCGCUCGUCCCAGGAGCUGACCUUCGACGAGUUCCGCUACUACCUGCAGCACGAGGUGUUCAGCGCGCUCCCCAAGACCCUCAACCUCCCGGUCGCGAGGGAGUACGAGAAGAAGAUCAGUGAGGUCUGCUGGUUUGUGUGUAAAAAGAAUCUGCUACUGAGAGACAAGCCGGUCUUCAGCGAUGACUCUGUGUUCAAGUUGUUUCGGAUAUUCUGUCUUCUUGCUGACCUGGUGCAAGAUGCAGACGACACUAACCAUUACAUGGUCGUGCUCCAGCCAUCAGAGGCAGGUUUAGUCGCAGAGCAACUGGUCCUCUGCCUGGGUCUCCGUUGGGACGCCGCUGACUGGGAAGCGUUGGGCUCCUCCAUCGGACACUUCAAGUGGGCAGCAUUUCUUGCAGUCCUCGAGGCUAAGUACUGCGGUGACCAGCAGUUACACACUGAAGCCUUAAUAGAAGCCGUGGAUGAGUUAUACGAUGUUUUCAUUGAGGAUAUUAUCAAAAAGGGAUAUCUCUUCAAGCGCGGCUAUCUUCUGCCAACCAUGCGAGAGUAUUGGUGUGUUCUCCAACCAUGCGCCCUAACUUAUUACAAGAGCUCCUCACAAAAGGAGCAGUGUGGAAGAAUUACCAUAGACGAAUACUGUUCUGUCGAAGCAGCACCAGGCGAGGGAAAAAUACAGCGGUUUCAAGUUAUCACCCCUGAAAGAACUUUCGAGUUUGGGACUCAAGACCACAAGAGUCGCCUCCAAUGGCUAUCAGCACUACGUCAAGCAGCAGCCGUAUCGGGGGGUGCAGAAGGUUACCAAAGGAGAGCGCGAGCCGGCAGACGAGGCGCGGGAGCGAGGCGGGAGCAAGAAGUUAGGGACGCGCGAGCGAGGCUGCAACAUGAAGUACGGGCCAGGCUCGCGGCUGAAGCGCAAGCUCAGGAAUUAGCGGAACUAGCACAACAGGACAACAAGAAAUUAGAAGAGCUAAAAACAGCGCAAACUGAAUUAGAACGAUUGCUCCAAGAAGAGACACAAGCGAAACGAGACGAAGAAAUUGUCAGAGCACUACAAGCUAGAGUAUUGGCAGAAGAAUGGGAAAGGCGGGAAGAGUUAGAAAGACUGCAAGAAGAACAGAACAAGAUGUUAGAAGAAGAAAGACUGAAACGGAAACAAUUCGAGAUGCUCCAAGCUGAAAAAGAAGCGCAGUUUAGAGAAGCUGAAAGAAGACUGAAGGAGCUAGAAGAAGAGAAGCAGAGACUAGACGCAGAGUUACGUGCAGCGCAGGAGAAGAUCUCAAAGACAGAGCACAAUGCGCAUGCUCUUCACGUACAGCUUAGAGAUAUGAAUCCAAACCUCCGCAACGGCGAAAGGGCACGCCGUGCCAUUUCCUUCGUGCCCACAACCAAGAGUUCUUCCGACACACUGAUCGAUCUCAGAGCACUAAGACACUUGAAAACCCUUAACGAUGAAGAGAAGCUGUAAAGUACAUACCACUGACAAAUUAUCUAGGGUACUUUUUAGGGUUCCGUACCUCAAAGGAAAAAGAAACCCUUAUAGUCUGUCUGUCUGUCCGUCUGUCAGUGUGUCGUGUCUGUCAAUAAAACCCAUAGGGUACUUCCGUACCCGUUAUUUAUAAAUUUGGCAUGUAGGUAGGCACAAGGAAAAAUUCCGAAAACUGUAUAUCUUCAUAGGCACUGAGGCUAUGAAAUAUAGAAAUAUGAAAUAUAAAAAUAUUAAAUUUUAAACUAAUGAUUUUAUAUUCCUAUCCACUCAGUAAAACAAUAGAUGUGCGUAGCUUCAUCGUAUCUAGAAACUGCCAAAAAACUAUAGCCCUUUUAUCAGUGCAGCAAACCGACGAAAUUACUGCUUUUGAUUCAGAUAGUAUUAGAGAAAUUGUAUUAAUAAAUAAACUUUGUAACAAAUGAAAGCAGCUUUUAUAAAUUGAUAAAAUUUAUUAUAUUAAAUUAAGUAAAUAAAUUACACAAAUAUU
Molecule: messenger RNA, 2266 nt
Organism: Maniola jurtina (meadow brown)
Lineage: Eukaryota; Metazoa; Arthropoda; Insecta; Lepidoptera; Nymphalidae
Product: differentially expressed in FDCP 6-like
Exons: 10
Coding region: 133-1758 (541 amino acids)
Cellular component (GO): nucleus; cytoplasm
Source: RefSeq, a predicted model, not a curated record